AUGCCUGCUGUCUGCUUCCUCCUGCUGGUCCUCCCUGCCCUGGCGGGGGCCGUGGACAGCAGCAGGCCCUUCCCGGCCUUCUUGGUGACAGACACUACGCUCACGCACCUGGCCGUGCACCGGGUGACUGGGGAGGUGUUUGUGGGUGCAGUGAACCGCAUCUUCAAGCUGGCCCCCAACCUGACCGAGCUGCGCGCCCACGUCACGGGGCCUGUCGAGGACAAUGCUCGCUGCUACCCACCCCCCAGCAUGCGAGUGUGUGCCCACCGCCUGGCACCUGUAGACAACGUGAACAAGCUGCUGCUCAUAGACUACGCGGCCCGCCGCCUGGUGGCCUGUGGCAGCAUCUGGCAGGGCAUCUGCCAGUUCCUGCGCCUGGACGACCUCUUCAAGCUGGGUGAGCCCCACCACCGCAAGGAGCACUACCUGUCAGGGGCUCAGGAGCCUGACUCCAUGGCCGGCGUCAUUGUGGAGCAGGGGCAGGGGCCCAGCAAGCUGUUCGUGGGCACCGCUGUGGACGGCAAGUCCGAGUACUUCCCCACCCUCAGCUCCCGCAAGCUCAUCAGCGACGAGGACAGUGCCGACAUGUUCAGUCUGGUGUACCAGGACGAGUUUGUCUCCUCGCAAAUCAAGAUCCCCUCAGACACGCUGUCCUUGUACCCCGCCUUUGACAUCUACUACAUCUACGGCUUUGUGAGCGCCUCCUUCGUGUACUUCCUGACGCUGCAGCUGGACACCCAGCAGACGCUGCUGGACACGGCGGGCGAGAAAUUCUUCACGUCCAAGAUCGUGCGCAUGUGCGCCGGGGACUCGGAGUUCUACUCGUAUGUGGAGUUCCCCAUCGGCUGCUCCUGGCGAGGCGUGGAGUACCGCCUGGUGCAGAGUGCCCACCUGGCCAAGCCCGGCCUGCUGCUGGCCCAGGCCCUGGGCGUGCCGCCUGACGAGGACGUCCUCUUCACCGUGUUCUCUCAGGGCCAGAAGAACCGCGCCAGCCCGCCACGGCAGACCAUCCUCUGCCUCUUUACCCUCAGCAACAUCAAUGCCCAUAUCCGGCGCCGCAUCCAGUCCUGCUACCGCGGGGAGGGCACGCUGGCCCUGCCCUGGCUGCUCAACAAGGAGCUGCCCUGCAUCAACACCCCCAUGCAGAUAAAUGGGAACUUCUGCGGGCUGGUGUUGAACCAGCCCCUGGGGGGCCUGCAUGUGAUCGAGGGGCUGCCCCUGCUGGCUGACAGCAGUGACGGCAUGGCCAGUGUGGCCGCCUACACCUACCGCCAGCACUCUGUGGUCUUCGUCGGCACUCGGACUGGCACUCUGAAGAAGGUCCGGGUUGAUGGCUCCCAGUACGCCCACCUGUACGAGACCGUGCCUGUGGUGGAUGGCAGCCCCAUACUCCGGGACCUGCUCUUCAGCCCUGACCACCGGCACAUCUACCUCCUGAGUGAGAAGCAGGUGAGCCAGCUCCCAGUGGAGACGUGCGAGCAGUACGUGAGCUGCGCGGCCUGCCUCGGCUCGGGGGACCCCCACUGUGGUUGGUGUGUGCUGCAGCACAGGUGCUGCCGCCAAGGGGCCUGUCCGGGUGCCUCAGCCCCACACGGCUUUGCCGAGGAACUGAGCAAAUGUGUCCAGGUGCGGGUCCGGCCCAACAAUGUUUCGGUGAGCUCGCCCGCUGUGCAGCUGACGGUGGCCAUGCGCAACGCGCCGGACCUCAGCGCUGGUGUGAGCUGUGCCUUUGAGGAGGUGACGGAGAGCGCGGCCGUCGUGCUGCCCUCCGGGGAGCUGCACUGCCCCUCGCCCUCCCUCCAGGAGCUCCGGGCUCUCACCCGGGGGCAUGGGGCCACGCGCACCGUGCGGCUACAGCUGCUCUCCAGGGAGACUGGGGUGAAGUUCGCCGGGGUCGACUUCGUCUUGUACAACUGCAGCGCGCUCCAGUCGUGCAUGUCCUGCGUCGGCAGCCCUUACCCCUGCCACUGGUGUAAGUACCGUCACGUGUGUACCAGCCACCCCCACGAGUGCUCCUUCCAGGAGGGCAGGGUCCACAGCCCUGAGGGCUGCCCUGAGAUCCUGCCCGGUGGGGACCUCUUGAUCCCAGUGGGCGUCAUGCAGCCUCUUACCCUGCGGGCCAAGAACCUGCCACAGCCGCAGUCAGGCCAGAAGAACUACGAGUGCGUGGUCCGGGUGCAGGGGCGCCAGCAGCGGGUGCCGGCCGUGCGCUUCAACAGCAGCAGCGUGCAGUGCCAGAACGCCUCGUACUCCUAUGAAGGCGACGAGUCCGGCGACACCGAGCUGGACUUCUCUGUGGUCUGGGAUGGGGAUUUCCCCAUCGACAAGCCUGCCACCUUCCGAGCUCUCCUGUAUAAGUGCUGGGCGCAGCGGCCCAGCUGCGGCCUCUGCCUCAAGGCUGACCCUCGCUUCAACUGCGGCUGGUGCGUCUCGGAGCACAGGUGCCAGCUGCGGGCGCACUGCCCAGCCCCCAAGACCAACUGGAUGCACCCGAGCCAGAAGGGCACCCGCUGCAGCCACCCCCGCAUUGCCCAGGGGGGCCCCCCCCCCCCCCUUUCGAUCCACCCGCUCAUGGGGCCCAAGGAGGGAGGCACCCGGGUCACCAUCGUGGGCGAGAACCUGGGCCUCAGCUACCGAGAGGUGGGCCUGCGGGUCGCGGGCGUGCGCUGCAACUCCAUCCCCUCUGAGUACGUCAGCGCCGAGAGGAUCGUGUGUGAGAUGGAGGAGUCGCUGGUGCCCAGCCCGCCGCCAGGGCCUGCGGAGCUCUGUGUGGGCGACUGUUCCGCUGACUUCCGCACUCAGUCUGAGCAGCUCUACAGCUUUGUGACGCCAGCAUUUGACCGCGUGAGUCCCAGUCGGGGCCCGGCGUCCGGGGGCACACGGCUCACCAUCUCCGGGAGCUCGCUGGACGCCGGCAGCAGGGUCACUGUGACUGUGAGGGACCGCGAGUGCCAGUUUGUGAGGAGAGAUGCUGAGGCAAUUGUGUGUAUCUCACCCGUAUCGACCCUGGGCCCCAGCCAGGCCCCCAUCACCCUGGCCAUCGACCGCGCCAACAUCUCCAGUCCUGGAGUCUUCUACACCUACACCCAGGACCCCACUGUCACUCGCCUUGAGCCCACCUGGAGCAUAAUCAAUGGAAGCACUGCCAUCACUGUGAGCGGGACCCACCUACUGACAGUCCAGGAGCCCCGGGUCCGGGCCAAGUACCGAGGCAUCGAGACCACCAAUACGUGCCAGGUGAUCAACGACACCGCCAUGCUAUGUAAGGCCCCCGGCAUCUUCCUGGGACGGCCCCAGCCCCAGGCCCAGGGUGAACACCCCGACGAAUUCGGCUUCGUGCUGGAUCAUGUGCAGACGGCCCGCUCCCUCAACCGGUCCUCCUUUACCUACUACCCUGACCCCAGCUUUGAGCCACUUGGGCCCUCUGGUGUCCUGGAUGUCAAACCUGGCUCCCACGUGGUGCUGAAGGGCAAGAAUCUGAUCCCUGCAGCGGCUGGCAGCUCCCGCCUCAACUACACGGUGCUGAUCGGGGGCCAGCCAUGCGCCCUCACGGUCUCCGACACGCAGCUGCUGUGUGACUCGCCCAGCCAGACGGGCCGGCAGCCUGUCAUGGUGCUGGUGGGCGGCCUGGAGUUCUGGCUGGGUACCCUGCACAUCACGGCUGAGCGGGCGCUGACCCUGCCGGCCGUGGUGGGCCUGGCGGCAGGCGGUGGCCUCUUACUGCUGGCCAUCACCGCCGUGCUGGUGGCCUAUAAGCGUAAGACCCAGGAUGCCGACCGCACGCUCAAGCGGCUUCAGCUGCAGAUGGACAACUUGGAGUCCCGCGUGGCUCUGGAAUGCAAGGAAGCCUUUGCUGAGCUGCAGACAGACAUCAAUGAGCUGACCAAUCACAUGGAUGGCGUGCAGAUCCCGUUCCUGGACUACCGGACCUACGCAGUGCGCGUGCUCUUCCCGGGCAUUGAGGCCCAUCCGGUGCUCAAGGAGCUGGAUACCCCCCCCAACGUCGAAAAGGCCCUGCGCCUCUUUGGACAGCUGCUGCACAGCCGUGCCUUCGUGCUCACCUUCAUCCACACGCUGGAGGCCCAGAGUAGCUUCUCCAUGCGAGACCGUGGCACCGUGGCCUCGCUCACCAUGGUGGUCCUGCAGAGCCGCCUCGAUUACGCCACGGGGCUGCUCAAGCAACUGCUGGCAGACCUCAUAGAGAAAAACCUGGAGAGCAAGAACCACCCGAAGCUGCUGCUGCGCAGGUACUAG
This is a messenger RNA of Neomonachus schauinslandi (Hawaiian monk seal), 4254 nucleotides long. RefSeq names its product plexin A3 (gene PLXNA3). The record is from RefSeq and is a predicted model, not a curated record. Gene Ontology annotation, cellular component: semaphorin receptor complex. Gene Ontology annotation, biological process: semaphorin-plexin signaling pathway involved in axon guidance; negative regulation of cell adhesion; positive regulation of axonogenesis. Gene Ontology annotation, molecular function: protein binding; semaphorin receptor activity. The transcript has 22 exons. Lineage: Eukaryota; Metazoa; Chordata; Mammalia; Carnivora; Phocidae. The coding region runs from base 1 to 4254 and encodes 1417 amino acids.